Aspergillus aculeatus ATCC 16872 is the source of this 2226-nucleotide messenger RNA. RefSeq lists its product as uncharacterized. The record is from RefSeq and is a predicted model, not a curated record. The coding region runs from base 1 to 2226 and encodes 741 amino acids. The transcript has a single exon. Lineage: Eukaryota; Fungi; Ascomycota; Eurotiomycetes; Eurotiales; Aspergillaceae.
AUGAGACAUGUCAGGUUGAUGGAGUUGCAGCGUGAGCUGGGCUAUUCCUUUCGAAAUACCCGAAAUCUCACUGAUGCUCUUCGGGCACUCGGCGAGAGACCGGAUGACCCUCGGUUCUCGCGCAGUGGCAGCGCGGUACUGCUAAAUGUCGCAUCCUCUGUGUUAACGAUGAUGCGCACAGCCGCAGCCCGACCUGGCACGAGCAGCCACAGCUGGAGCCAUAGUCACUCAUACGCCGGUCCACCUACUCCGUCCCCUAUCGCAAUUCUGAGGAGUCCCGACUUUGAGCUGAAUCAGAGCAUAUCUGAGGCUAUCUUGUCAGCCUCCGUUUUCAGGAGGCCCAUAGCGCGGCGCAAUGUCGAUCCGAUGCAGAUCAAGCUCGCUGCAGGCACCAUCAUCGGAGCAGCCUUCAUAGACAGUGAUGGGAAUCUCCACUCCAUGUACAACAUCAUUCAUGCUCUCGGGCUGGAAAAGUCUCUCGAGCCCAGCCCGGAGCCUAUGCCUGUGGAAAGCCAAGACCAUGAUGGAGCAGGUCAAAGCUCUAGCAUGACAGAAUCUGAUGGACUCCGGACGCCUGCGGCGGAAGGCCAAGAGAACACCGGGCACGAUGUUGACUUGACGUCUGAUCCCGUGUCUACAACCCCUGCUCUCGGGGUCGCCGAUCAUGAUUUGAACGUCCACGAAUCUAUGUCCACCGACACGACCACUCGGCAGUCUAUCAUGGCGCACGAGAUUUCGCCUUCCGCCAUUUCAUAUUUUGACUGGGACCAGGAGGUCUGGGAAGCCGGUGGAGGCAUUGCUAUCCGACUUUCACUCGGUGCCAAGCAUGGUUAUGUCACAAUAACAGGGGGCCCCAGGCGUCCUGCAAUACAAAAUUCCAACUUGAUAUCCACGUCUCAGCUCCCCACUUUGAUCCACGAGCUGGACUGGCAGGCGGAUUUUUCAACCAUCCCCAGCCUUCCUGAUGAAGCUUUGCCACCGCUGGAGCGAGAAUACUACUCAUACCGGACCGUUGACUGGGAGGUCGAUCCACGGUGGCUCCCUGCUGAUUUUCUACGAAGUGUCGAUGCAGCAAAGGCCCAGGCUUUCCUCCUAGAACAGAAGGUCACUAAACUUUCUCGAAAGAAACAGAUCCCGAAGGGUAAGGGCUACAUCGGGACGCUGACGACGCAACUCUUACACCAAGUCGCGUGGUAUUUGGCAUACGCGAAUCCACAACUACAUCCGUACCUCCAAAGACAUCUGAGGACGGAACACCGGCACCAUAUACCGUUGUACCCUCCACUAAUCAACGAGUAUUUGUUCAACACCGUUCCCGAACCCCACGACAUGCGUCAACUCUCGCAUGUCGAACUGGCCCAGAUUGAUGAGUUAGCUCGGUAUUUGGUACGAUUUCCACAUUCCAAGGAUCCCGUCUUACCGGAGCUCGCGAAAAGCCUUGUACGAAACCCUGAGGAGAAGCCAAAUGUGGGUGUCUCUGCGGAGGAGUUGGAGUUGGUAGCGCAGCUUGCCGAGGACUGGAAGGAAUUGGAGACGCCGAGGGCUCCACCCCUGAGAACAUAUGAGCCACGAGAGUGGGUGAAAGUGUCAGAGAUCCCGACAGACCAGAUAUCAGCGAAUUGGGAUCUUGCGGAUGUCGAGACAAGACAGGAGGCGAUCAAUGAGUCGGCUGACGUGGCCACUGAUGCUCCUUCCGAGAUUUCUCCAGAUCUUAUCCCAGAGGCCACCUUAGAGGCAACCCUAGACGCCACCCCAGAGACGAUCCCAAAGCCAGAUCCCCAGACAACCCUGGAGAUGACCGAGCAGUCAGCCAAAGCGAUAUCUUCCACCUCACCGCAAACACAGACCCGUAAACCUUGGCCUAAAUUCCGCCCUCUCCGGCUCUCUGAGAACAAGCCAGGGCCAAAGGAUGACCUCGCCACGCCGGAGGAGCUAGAUGACACGACCAGCCCGCAACCUAAGGCCAAACAACUUUCAACCACUUUCUUCACGGCCCGUGGGUUCUCCAAAUCAGGAAGGAUGGCCGAGGCGGUGACCCAGCAACCCAAACCCCGCGGCCCGGUCUCUCAAUACCUAUUCUUCAAGCCGGGCGCAAGUCACAAACCAGGGAGAAAUCCGAAAGCGCCACAGGAAAAGGUGGAAGUCAAGCCCCAGGCGAAACCCCUACGACCACAGCAUACCUUUUUUCGUGCCAAAGGUUCGUUCGGCAAGGGCAAAGGCCCCUAG